UAUUUUUAGGGGGAAGGUCACACUACAAGUCGACCACAGGACGAUCGGAGAGAUCGAAAAUUAAAUUGAGUUUCUAAUUUACACACAAGAAAACGUUAGAACAAUGUCGAAAAUUUCUAAAGUUGUUCCGGGAUCAAUGGUCGAUGGGUACGUGGUGUGCCCUUUUGACAGCGUCCAUCGCCUGCUUCCAAGCCGCCUUACCGUGCACCUUAUACGCUGCGCACGCAACUUUCCUUCCGCCAAAAUGGUCCGUUGCCCGUUUAAUAAUACCCAUGUGCACUCCGUGGCUGAUAUGACGACGCACGUCGGAACCUGUCCAAAUCGAUCUACCAUGGUACACUUUAUGAAUCCGGAACAGCUACCGCCGAUGGAGCCACGAGCGUCCAAUUUCUGUAUAGAGUCUACUGAGGACUGGGAUGCUGAGCCCCCGGCACCGACAUACAAUCCGCAGACCCAUUGUGAAAAGAACUUCAUCAUCAUCAAUCCCCAGGGAAACGGGCCGGCGGCACGCCGCGAAUUUCGCGCUCGCGAGCGCAUCCGUUUCAUGGAAAACGACAAGUUCUAGGAAAUGGGAGUUCUUCUUACAUAUUACAAUAUUUAACUGAAGCUAGGAAACGGCAACUUAAUUUCUUUCCCUUUUACCCACAGCAGAAUAUCGGGACUUUGUUUUCUAUUCUCUUUUGUUCGCAUUUUCGAAAAGAACCGCACUAUCGUAGUGUUGCCACCCUUUGUAUACUUGAAUGGCAAAUUAAGAAAAGUAUAAAAAAAAAUCAAAUGAAAAAGUAUGUAUGUAUUUGUAAUGAAACAUUUACAUUCUUCGCACUUAAAAAAAAAAAUAAUAUAAUCAUUGAAUAAAUAUGUAUGUAAGCUUAAAGUUUUAAGUUGAUCACGCAAACGACAGUGUUGUUGGAAGGCAGACCACAGGCAUUCCAAUGUCAAUUAACUAAUUAGAACAUGUACUCAUGUAUUUUCUUCUGUUUAUUUGGAAUAUAAAGAGUUCGGCUGCCACCUAAGUACUUUUUGAAAACACCGCAAAAUUAUUACAUAGCUAAUAUGGCAACUCUGUGCUCUCAGGGCUUUGGAAUUUAGUUAAUUUUCCCCUUCUUUGCUUUUGCGCACAUGCGGCCAGCGAGAACCAGAGAGAGGGAGAGCGGCCCUGUAAUCAAAUAUAGCAAGGGUAUAUUUGUCAGAUAUAAUCUGAAAAAUAAUUUCAUUCAAUUCUACUGCAUUUUGAGCAUUUAUUUAAGCCGCUUUUUGACGAAACGAGGAAAAUGUUAAUUUUAAAAUAUUGCAAAGCAAAAAAUCGGCUAAACUGCGCUUGUACACGGCAAUAAAGUCGACCGCAAAUCGAGAGAGUUCCGCAAGUCGACACCCCGACGCGCAGACAACCGCUAUAAAAGCGCUCGCCGCGUUGCUCUCUCGCUCAGUCAAGUUGAUUUUCACGGCGUGUUGAAACCACGGUUUUCCUAAAGUUUUUUUCCCACAAAGUUCAUAGCUCGGCGAAAAGUUAAAAGACAAAUAAUCAGAAAACAAAGAAAAAGACAAAAAAACUGGGCUAAGUAGCUGAAAACCAAGCGGCAAAACCAACAACAAAGAAGGCAACAGCUCCCCACGCACACUACUGUACGGUUGUGGGUGUGUGUGUGUGUGCGUGUUUGCGAGUGAAAAGGAUAGAAAGAGUAAAACAGGAGCGACGAAGGAAACUUCUAGUAAACAUACACUAUUUUUUUCUGUGAGUGCAUUUUUGCCCACGCUAAAGAAACGAGCGCAGAAAAAGAACCCACAAACAAAAAAAAAAACAGGCUCCCAGCGUCGACGCCGACGUUGUUGUUUGCUGCAGCAGCAACAGCAAUUGCAGUUGUUGCAGCAUCGCAAACGAGAGAGAGUAAGUGAGAGGCAGAUAGCAAGUUAGUGUUGUGGGAGAAGGAGUAGCAGAAGAGAAGCGGCACAAACAAAUCAGAAGCACUAAAG
Molecule: messenger RNA, 1971 nt
Organism: Drosophila kikkawai
Lineage: Eukaryota; Metazoa; Arthropoda; Insecta; Diptera; Drosophilidae
Product: gametocyte-specific factor 1 homolog
Source: RefSeq, a predicted model, not a curated record